ACGACGAAGACCGCAUGCUAUGGUUGUUCGGAUAAUUUUCGAAUUCACGAUCUUAAAGUCAUAUGAUUCACAGCAAAUAUAGCAACUAAUAUCUCAAUUGGUAUUUUCCAAAGCCACGAAACGUGCAUUGAGUUUGGAGCGAUAUCUGAAGUGAAGAUUGAAGACGUGAUAGAAGAUGGACGACUACUGCUAUGCUAAGAUGGCGACGUCCGCUAAAAGAGAACAUGAAAGAGAAUCAGCGCCACCAACUUCCAGCAAAUCACCAACGGAGAUAAAGACGAAAGAUGAAGACGUCCAGCAGCUGAUCGGUGAUCCACAAGAAGUUUCCCCUCAGUUAGAGGGGAGCUCCACUUUGAAGCAGGAGACUCCACAACCACCCUGCAUUAAAAAGGAAGAGGAGGAACUCUGCAUCACUCAGGAGGGAGAGUGUCUUCUAGGACGAGAGGAAGCUGAUUACACCAAGUUUCCACUGAGUAUUCUCUCUGUGAAGACUGAAGAUGAUGAAGAGAAACCACAAGUAGACAACCUCUUAGCUCCACUAUCAGAUAGUGAGGCUGAAGACGAGGUUGAAGAACCUUUGAGCAGCGAUACAGACUGUGAAGGUGAUAUGAGGACUCACACUGACAACAAACACUCUGAAUGCUCUACAAAGAAGAGAGGUAAAACAUGUUUGAGCCGUUCAGUUUGUGUUGAAAGUUUUACUAAAAAGAGCCAUUUUAUUGAACACAUGACAACAAACACAGGUGAAAAAACAUUUAACUGUUCGAUUUGUGAUAAAAACUAUUCUUUACAGAGCAUUUUGACUAAACACAUGAAAUCACACACAGGUGAAAAACCAUUUAGUUGUUCAGUUUGUGGCAAAAGCUUUUCUCGAAAUAUCAAUUUGACUCAACACAUGAGAACACACACAGGUGAAAAACCAUUUAAUUGUUCAGUUUGUGGCUACAGCUUUUCUCAAAAUAGCCAUUUGACUCAACACAUGAGAACACAUACAGGUGAAAAACCAUUUAAUUGUUCAGUUUGUGGCUACAGCUUUUCUCAAAAUAUCAAUUUGACUCAACACAUGAGAACACACACAGGUGAAAAACCAUUUAGUUGUUCAGUUUGUGGCAAAAGCUAUUCUGUUAAGAGCACUUUAAUUGAACACAUGAGAACACACACAGGUGAAAAACCAUUUCGUUGUUCAGUUUGUGACAAAAGCUUUUCUGUUAAGAGAAAAUUGACUGACCACAUGAAAACACACACUGGACUAAAACCAUUUCGUUGUUCAGUUUGUGGUACAAGCUUUUUUUAUAACAGCUCUUUGUGUCGACACAUGAGAACACACGCUGGAGGAAAACCAUUUAAAUGUUAAGUGUGCUGAAAAAGGUUCUCACAUAAUGCAGACGCAGUGAAACACAUAAAAACACCCAAGGGAAAAUAGCCAAUAAGCUCUUUAGUUUGUGGUAUGUUGCUCAUAUGUGGUGACAUCCACCCUACCCAGGACCUCCUCACUGCUUCUUUCACAAAUAUCUGAGGUAUUCAUACAAACUUGGAUUAUUUGGAGCAUAAUCUUAUCCACUCAUGACCCCAUGUCUUCUUUGUAUCUGAAACCUUCCUGAACAGUAAGAUAGAUGAUGCUUCAAGUGCUUGGUUACUCCUUCUUCAGUCCAGGGACCUGGGGCCUCAUGUGUCAAGUUUGCACACGCUCAAAAACCUGCACUACACCCUUUUUCACUGCAAAGUUGAAGUGUAUCAAAACUGACAUAAUUAAAAUGCAGCAUGAGACACUGCACACUGAUAUAGUUCUGUGAAAAUGAUUGUCUUCUGUGCAAAUGUAAAGAAAGUGAACAGUGUGUGAUUUACUGCAAUACUGUCAGUCUUUUAACUUUUUAUUUGUGCUUUGUUGAAAUUGUUCACACAUUGCACUGCUUUUAUUUUUCUAUCAAUACACAUUAUGUCUAGAAGACAGGAAGUAACUCAACACUCUUGAAUAGUUUCUACCUCAGUUUGUAUGGUUUGUUGAGUUAGCACAGGAUUAAUAUGUGGAAAUGACAAAUGAGGUAGUUGAUACAUAGAAUAGUUUUUAUUCAUGCUUUAUUUAUUUUUUGUUCAAUCCUAGAUGGGUUGUGACUUAAAGUUUAAUUGCUUUGUAGAAACACUGAGAUUAAGUCUAAAUUCAUUGUGUUCUUCAAGGUGUUUUUGAAAAUGUACCUUUUUUUCCCUCUAAAUGUUUAACUAACUUGAAGUUUUUUGUCAAGAGGAUUAUUUGUGAUAUGUACAUUUUCACAAUGUGCUUGUUCUAUUUUGGGCCUAAGUAAAACAAAGAAAAGA
Messenger RNA from Entelurus aequoreus (snake pipefish), 2313 nucleotides. Its product is annotated as gastrula zinc finger protein XlCGF8.2DB-like. The record is from RefSeq and is a predicted model, not a curated record. Gene Ontology annotation, molecular function: DNA-binding transcription factor activity, RNA polymerase II-specific; RNA polymerase II cis-regulatory region sequence-specific DNA binding. NCBI's taxonomy places the organism in Eukaryota, Metazoa, Chordata, Actinopteri, Syngnathiformes, Syngnathidae. The coding region runs from base 176 to 1354 and encodes 392 amino acids. The transcript has 2 exons. Gene Ontology annotation, cellular component: nucleus. Gene Ontology annotation, biological process: regulation of transcription by RNA polymerase II; central nervous system development.